UGACGACACGCUGAUGAAGCCCCGGCGUCUGCACGUAUAAAAGCGGCCGUCCGGACGGCACACGCUCCAGUGGAAGCUGGACGGCCAUCACCAUGACAACCCAUCUGGAAUGAGAGCAGAGCACAUCUGGAGGGCAGAGGCUGGACGCUAGAUGCAAGGUGAGCGGUCCCACGCAGGCCGGCGAGGCCUCCCCCCCUGCGCCAGACAAGAGACAGGUGUUAUUCCAGGAUGAUGUGCCGUUAUGACUUUUAUUUCCUGUGUGAACUGAGCAGAUGUUGUAAACUACUGGGGGAAAAGGGUUUCGUCUUAAAACCCGGAUUUGGCUUGCAGCUGCUGAGGCUCUGAUCCAAGUUUAUACUUCAUAAUAAACUCGGCUGACGGCCGAAAAGUGAUCGGGACAUUUUUGGGCAUGUAGCGCCUUGCGCCAGAAAAGCCAUGAUUUACGUUAACCACCUCCAGUCCUGAUACAUUCAGCCAAAAAUAACCCAAUGUGGGGAAAGCGGUUUAUGAUACGACAAAACGAGGCGUCCAAACAACAACCUCGGCAGGCUAUAGUGAUGAUGAGUAAGGAGGCGUAAUGGACAUCCGAACAAGUCUACAAAUAGUGAGACCGAUGAUAUCUGCUCCCCAUUAGUCAGUUUGAUUUCCAGCAGAGAUGUACAACUGCAGUAACUACACAGAAGCCUGGCAGUGGCUCUCCUCCUUGGAGCCGGGCUACCUGGGUUUGGUCAGCAUCGUCGGCAUGGUGGGCAACGCCCUGGUCCUGUGUGUCCUCUGGCUGCAAAGGAAGCCAUGCACCGUGGCUGAUGUCUACCUGAGCAACAUGGCCACCGCCGACCUGGUCAUGAUGCUCUGCCUGCCCUUCUGGGCCGUCACCAUCUCCCGGGGCCACCUCUGGAGCUUCGGCGACACCCUGUGUAAGCUGGUGAACCUCGCUAUCUCCAUGAACUACUACUGCAGCGUGCUUUUCUUGAUGCUGGUCACCGUGGACCGGUACCUGGCCCUGGCCAAGCCUAUGAGCCCCAGUCGGCUGAGGAGGGCAGCCUGGGCCAAAAGGAUCUGCCUGGCAAUCUGGGUGCUGGGCGCGUUGCUCAGCCUCCCCGUGCUGCUGUUCCGGACGGUGCAGUACGUGGAGGUCGCAGGCGUGGAGGCCUGCAUCCUGGCCUACCCCAACCAAGCGUGGAUUGUCCAGCAUAACAUCACCAGCAUCGUGCUGGGUUUCCUGCUUCCGGUCCCAGUGGUGACCUACUGCACCUACCACAUCGUGGCAGCACUGAGAGAGGGGCGUGCCAACGGGUUCCACACGGUGAGGAGGAGCGAGAGGAAGGCCACGCACCUGAUCCUCGCCGUCCUGGCCAUCUUCCUCUUCUGCUGGACGCCAUCCCAGGUGAUGCGUUUCCUGGACACACUGGACUACUUCCAGGUUACACGCGGGUGCCUCUGGGGUCUCGUGCUGGACAUUGGGAUACAGCUGUCGACGUUCCUGGGGUACAGCAACAGCGCCGUCAACCCCUUCCUGUUCUUCAUCGUGGGGAAGCACUUCAGGAAAAGGGCGAAGGAAGUGUUCAGGAAAAUUGUGGCCUUCUUCACAAAGGACGCUUCUUUCCUGACCGUCAGUUUCACUUCAGUGAACAGACUAAACGACACGCAGCAUAUAUCCAGUGUCAAACUUGAAAGCUUGGCCAGAAGGUAAGCGAAGCGGUGAGGCGACGUCGCCGUCUUUACGUGGACGGUCAAAGGUCACACAGUGCUUCACCGUCUGUUCAGGCAAAGAUGCGCAAGCAGUUUUUGCACAGCAAAAAAGGAAAGCGACGGGACUGCCACUCCAACACCUUUUGAAACCACUCUGAAUAUAAAACCCUUCGAUUACUGUCUAAACCGAAGGUCAGAAAUAACAGAAUGUCAACCAGAAAACGAAGCAUGAAAUCUAAUAUUCACCUGAAGUUUAAAAGCUUAUCACUUUUUAUGCCUUCCGCAUAAGUAAAUACUGUUGAAUGAUUUGUGAAUUAUUGUGUUUGGCAGAAUGUGAUUUGUGAAUUCAUGCCGUUUGAUGUUUGGUGCACAUUAUAUUUAAUACAAUAUCAUAAUGUCAGUGUCUUUUACACCACCACUGCAACCCUGACUGGGACAAGCAGGAAGAAAAUGGAUGGAUGGAUGGAUGCAUGCAUGCAUGGGUGGGUGGAUGGAAGGAUGUAUGCAUGGAUGGAUGGAGGAUGCACGCAUGGAUAGAUGGACGGCUGGAUGGAUGGGCGGAUGCAUGUGUGGAUGGACGGAUGUGUGGAUGCAUGCAUGCAUGGGUGGGUGGGUGGAAGGAUGGAUGCAUGGAUGGAUGGAUAGAUGCAUGGGUGGAUGGAUGGAGGAUGCAUGGAUGGAUGGAUGGAUGGAUGGAUGGAUGGAUGGAUGGAUGGAUGGAUGGAUGGAU
Molecule: messenger RNA, 2422 nt
Organism: Lampris incognitus (smalleye Pacific opah)
Lineage: Eukaryota; Metazoa; Chordata; Actinopteri; Lampriformes; Lampridae
Product: B2 bradykinin receptor
Exons: 2
Coding region: 656-1693 (345 amino acids)
Biological process (GO): immune response; neutrophil chemotaxis; vasoconstriction
Cellular component (GO): membrane
Molecular function (GO): bradykinin receptor activity
Source: RefSeq, a predicted model, not a curated record